Molecule: messenger RNA, 1373 nt
Organism: Momordica charantia (bitter melon)
Lineage: Eukaryota; Viridiplantae; Streptophyta; Magnoliopsida; Cucurbitales; Cucurbitaceae
Product: acetylserotonin O-methyltransferase
Molecular function (GO): protein dimerization activity; O-methyltransferase activity
Source: RefSeq, a predicted model, not a curated record
UAAUCAUAGGACUCAUUGUUUGUGCUGAACUGUCGUGAUAUGCUAUCACAGCGUCCAAAGUUCUUGUCACUGCGCCAUUUUUGAGGGACACUCGCGACGAAAUUCAUCCAAUACAUGGAGAAUGAUUAAAGACGAAAGGCUCCAAAUUAUACCAUCCUACCACAAUAUUCCCCUUCUGCUAUAUAUAUAUAUGUGUGCACUUGCAAAACUAAAGACAACUAGUAGAAAAUUAGGAGUAAAGCCACCAUGGAAAUGACCCGUAGAGAAUCCAUAUCAAAGAAAGAAGAAGAAGAAGAAGAACAUGCUCGUGUCAAAAUCUGGAAAUACAUAUUCGGUUUCGUCGAGAUGGCAGUAGUAAAAUGUGCCAUAGAACUUAAAAUCGCAGAGGCCAUCGAAACUCAAACAAGUCCCAUGACGUUGUCGCAGUUAUCAUCUGCUCUAAGCUGCUCUCCUCCGCUCCUACACCGCAUCCUAAGAUUCCUCGUUCGUCGUGGCAUUUUCAGAGAACAAACCACAACUGAAAACCUCACUGGCUACAGCCACACACCGUUGUCUCGCUUGCUCACUACAAGCAUGGCUCCAUUUCUGUUGCUCGAGAGCAGCCCCACAAUGCUCGCACCAUGGCAGAAGCUUAGCACGUGCGUUAAGGAGGGCAAUGGGAUUGCACCUUUUGAGGCUGCUCAUGGGAUGGAUGUGUGGAGCUACGCUGCAGGUGAUGCAGUGCACAGCGCGCUGAUCAACCAGGCGAUGGCGUGUUCUGGGAGGAUGAUCACUGUGCCUGCAAUUCUUGAAGGGUGUAAAGAGAUUUUUGAAGGGGUUGGAUGUGUGGUGGAUGUGGGGGGAGGAAAUGGGACUAAUUUGAGCAUGAUUGUGAAGGCUUGGCCUUGGAUUCGAGGCAUCAACUUUGAUCUUCCACAUGUCAUUUCUGUUGCACAAGAAUGCAUGGGUGUGCAACAUGUUGGUGGCGAUAUGUUUGAUUCCAUCCCCAAAGCUGAUGCUGCUCUUCUCAUGUGGGUUCUACAUGAUUGGGACGACGAAGAAUGCAUCAAAAUAUUGAAGAACUGUAAAGAUGCGAUUCCAAGAACAACGGGAAAGGUGAUAAUUGUAGAUACAGUGAUCAAUGAAAAGGAAGAAAACAAUCUAUCAGAUGUUGGAUUGAUGCUCGACAUGGUGAUGAUGGCUCAUACCAACAAGGGAAAGGAAAGAACAUGUAAGGAAUGGGCGUAUGUACUUCAUCAGGCUGGUUUUAGCCGAUAUACCAUUACACCCAUUCGAGCUGUCCAAUCUAUUAUUCAAGGUUUCCUUUGAUAUAUAGGAAAUAUAUUUUGUAUUCCAAGUCUUUAUUUAUAAUAAUAAUAGUGGCUCUUUUUAUA